Molecule: messenger RNA, 1245 nt
Organism: Malassezia japonica
Lineage: Eukaryota; Fungi; Basidiomycota; Malasseziomycetes; Malasseziales; Malasseziaceae
Exons: 1
Coding region: 1-1245 (414 amino acids)
Cellular component (GO): Golgi apparatus; endoplasmic reticulum; plasma membrane
Source: RefSeq, a predicted model, not a curated record
AUGUUGUCCCGAUGGCGCGGUGGAAAAGGCAAGGCGCAGGAGCCUGCCAACGAGGACGAUGCGGAGAACGAACAGAACAAUGAGGGAGGCGAUAAGAAGAAGGCGUACAUGACGCAGCGGCCCGCGAAUACGGCGCUGCGGCAGCAGCGUCUCAAGGCGUGGCACCCGAUCCUGUCCCACGCGACGGUGUUGCCUCUGUUGGUCGGCGUCGGGGUGUUGUUCGCGAUCAUGGGUGCAGUGAUGUACUGGUCGGUGCUAAACGUGGACGAGUUCACGCUCGACUAUACCGAGUGCCGUCACCUGCAGCCGAACGCGCCGCCGGCCGACAUGCCGAGCGACAAGUUUUGGUACCACAUGUCCAAGAUGAACGCGUCGGCGUACGCGCCGCCGCAGUGGAGCAUGCAGCCGAUCGAGGUGCCGCAGGGAAACCCCCCUGCGUUCCGCUGCAUGAUCUCCUUUAGCGUGCCGAACCAGAUGGACGGCGGAGUCUUUUUGUACUACCGUCUGACGAACUACUACCAGAACCACCGCCGCUACCUCAAGAGCAUGGACUAUAUGCAGCUCAUGAACAAGCCGCGCACGCCCGACCAGCUUGGCUCAGGGCAGUGCAAGCCGCUCGGCCGCGAUCCCAACACCGGCAAGGGCAUCUACCCUUGCGGCCUGAUUGCCAACAGCGUCUUUAACGAUACCUUUGGCAACCCCCAGCUCCUCGAUGCACAAGGCCAAGUCGUGCGCAACUACACGAUGAGCGAGAAAAACAUCGUGUGGCCGGAAGAGUGGAAGCACUACGAGGCGCCGACGUACAAGGCCGCCGACAUUGUCCCGCCGCCGUUCUGGCUGGGAGCGACGGGGCCGUUUGGCUUCCCGAAUGGGUACGAGGAAGGCCACGUGUUUAACCCGCGCGAAAACGAGCACUUUAUGGUGUGGAUGCGCACCGCGGCCUUCCCCACGUUCCGCAAGCUGUACAAGCGCAACGACGACGAGCCACUGACCGUCGGCCGCUACACACUCGAGAUCCACGACAACUACCCGGUGAGCAUGUUUGACGGGACCAAGUCGGUGGUCAUCAGCAGCACCGCGUGGAUCGGUGGCCGCAACCUCGAGAUUGGCCUGUCGCACAUUGCUGUCGCGGCGCUGUGCUUUGCCCUGGCAUUGGCGCUUGCCGCGAAGCAGCUCGUCAAGCCACGGCGGCCGGGCGAUUUGAGUUAUCUGAGUUGGAAUAACCCGCAAAAUACUGCGCGGUAG